This is a messenger RNA of Didymosphaeria variabile, 837 nucleotides long. RefSeq lists its product as uncharacterized. The record is from RefSeq and is a predicted model, not a curated record. Bases 1 to 837 code for a protein of 278 amino acids. Gene Ontology annotation, biological process: carbohydrate metabolic process. Lineage: Eukaryota; Fungi; Ascomycota; Dothideomycetes; Pleosporales; Didymosphaeriaceae. Gene Ontology annotation, molecular function: hydrolase activity, acting on carbon-nitrogen (but not peptide) bonds. The transcript is spliced from 2 exons.
AUGCAUGGCGAUGGUAUCGCCGAACAAAAUCUGCGAGAGAAUCCCCUAGGUGGUCUGCGUACGAACGAGCGGAACAUCAGCGUAGAAAGCGAAUACGAGUAUGGCAGCAGAGCCGGCUUCUGGAGGCUCUUCAGGUUGUUCAAUGACAACAAGAUGAAGUUCACGCUCUAUGCUGUGGCUCAGGCCGUAGAAGAGAAUCCUGCUGUUGUGAAGCGGUGCGUCGACGAGGGUCAUGAGAUUGCGAGCCAUGCCUACCGCUGGGUCGAUUAUCACGACUUCCCGGUUGAGAAGGAGAAAGAGUACAUCAAGAAAGGCAUCGAAUCGCUGAAGUCACUGUCCGGCUACGCACCCAAGGGCUGGUAUUAUGGCCGCAACUCGCCGCAUAGCCGUACUCUUGUUCCUCAGGUCUAUCAGGAGAUGGGCGAAGAGCUCCUCUGGACUUCUGACACCUACGCCGACGACGUUCCUUACUGGACAGAUCUGAGCUUCGAGAAGGACUCUGAGAGUCCAAAAGGGCAGCUUAUGUUGCCCUACGCGUACGAUACAAAUGAUUUUAAAUUCCACGUCGUCGGUUCCGGAUUCCGGGAUCCCGCUGGAUUUUAUGAUCACAUCAAGGGGGCGUUCGAUGUGCUAUAUGAGGAGGGUGAAAAGGGCAUGCCUAAGAUGAUGACAAUCGGACUACAUUGCCGAAUCAUUGGUAGACCUGGUAGAUUUGCUGCUUUGAAAAGGUUUGUGGAGGAAAUUGGGAAGAAAGAAGGAGUAUGGGUAGCUACGAGGACUGAGAUUGCAGAGGCAUUUAGGAAGGAAUAUCCGUACAAAAAGGGCCAAUUAGCAUAG